Messenger RNA from Spea bombifrons (plains spadefoot toad), 4318 nucleotides. It is a transcript of the gene FLT4, whose product is annotated as fms related receptor tyrosine kinase 4. Gene Ontology annotation, biological process: positive regulation of kinase activity; protein phosphorylation; cell surface receptor protein tyrosine kinase signaling pathway. The record is from RefSeq and is a predicted model, not a curated record. Gene Ontology annotation, molecular function: ATP binding; transmembrane receptor protein tyrosine kinase activity. NCBI's taxonomy places the organism in Eukaryota, Metazoa, Chordata, Amphibia, Anura, Pelobatidae. The coding region runs from base 98 to 4252 and encodes 1384 amino acids. Gene Ontology annotation, cellular component: signaling receptor complex. The transcript is spliced from 30 exons.
GACUUUUAUUUUCCUUGGGAAUAAAAUUGUCUCAAAAGAUCCUUUUUUUUUUUUCCCUGCGGUGAAAAUACAAUCUCUACGGAGGGGAAAUCUGGAAAUGAAGAGAGUUCUCUGUGUGUUUUUCUGUGUUUGGCUGGCUGCUCUUGAAAGGACAGAUCUGGUGUGUGGAUAUUCUAUGAUCCCACCUACUCUUAACAUCUCAGAGGAAGAACUUGUCAUCAACUCCAAUGACACAUUAACCAUUAGCUGCAGGGGACAGCGGCCCCUGCAGUGGUCGUGGCCCGGGGGCUCUAAAGACACAGAUAUCGACACAAAAUAUAAAGACGCUGGGGUGGUUGUAAAUACCGGCAACGGACGCACGGUGACAGAGGAAGAGUGUGACGGUGUCGCAGGCAAGCCUUACUGCAAGGUGUUUAAGCUGGUUGGUGCUCGAGCUAAUGACACCGGCUCUUACUGCUGCCACUACAAAUUCAUCGAUGCCAAGAUCAAAGGGACCACUGCUGCCAGCAUCCAUGUAUUUGUGAGAGAUUGGGAGCAGCCUUUUAUAAACAAUCUCGGGACGCUACUAAUUACUAAGGAAAGCACCAGAGUUCCAUGCCUCGUAUCAAUUCCAGACCUUAAUGUAACACUGUACACGCCAAAUUCAGUCAUUAAACCAGAUGGAAAGAGUGUUACAUGGGACAAUAAAGAAGGAAUGCUGGUUCCUACAGAAAGGAUAAGAGAUGCCCUCCUACUGCGGUGUAGAACUGUCAUUGACAGAAAAGAGUUUCUAUCCAAUUACUUUUUUGUCCACUUUACAGGAAUCCAGUUCUAUGAUAUGCAACUGAUUCCAAAGAACACUGUGGAGUUAUUGGUCGGAGACCAGUUAGUUUUGAACUGCACCGUGACAGCUGAAUUCAAUACCCCAGUCAACUUUAACUGGGACUAUCCUGGUAAAAUGACUGAUCGCUAUGUGAUCGAGAACUCCGAUCGACGGCCACAGCAGGACCACACCGAGAUGUACAGUACACUGACUGUGCCUGACGUAAGCCAGGCAGACCUGGGGAAGUACGUUUGCCAUGCUAUCAGCGAGACGUGGCAAUACCAGGAGAGCUGCGAGGUCAUUGUACAUGAAAAACCUUUCAUCAGUGUAGAGAACAAGGAGAAGAAGGUGAUAGAGGCCACAGCUGGAGAAAAGAUAGUAAAGCUGUCGGUUAAAGUCUCGGCAUACCCACCUCCCUCAUUCCAGUGGUUUAAAGAUGGGAAGCUGAUACCAUUUAGUAGCAUCUACAGCAAGUACCGUCAGGCCCAGCAUGCUUUGCAGAUCCGGGAUGUGGUGGAGCUGGACGCAGCAACAUACACGCUGGUGCUAAGGAAUGAGCAAGCUAGUCUAGAAGAAAGAAUAAGCUUGCAGCUGGUGGUGAAUGUCCCACCCCAGAUCCAUGAGAAGGAAGCUUCGUCACCUGGUAUUUAUGCUCAAGGUAGUCGUCAAGCCCUUACCUGCACUGUGUUUGGGGUUCCAGCUCCAACAUCUAUCCAGUGGCAGUGGAGGCCGUGGACUCCAUGCAAAAUGUAUUCUCGCCGCAGUGUAGCAAGGCAGAGGUCCUCUCGCAGACAUCAGCGUGACCGAAUGCCCGAGUGCAAGGACUGGAAAGACGUAACCCCGGAUGGGGCGGUAAACAACAUUGAAAGCAUUGAGACUUGGAGCGAGUUUGUGGAGGGGCGGAAUAAGACAGUUAGCAGGCUGGUGAUCCAACAAGCCAACAUCUCCAUCAUGUACAAAUGUUCUGCUUCCAACAAAGCUGGGAGAGACGAAAGACUCGUAUACUUCUAUGUUACAACAAUCCCAGAUGGUUUCCGAAUUGAGCCUCAGCCUUCAGAAGAGCCAAUUGAAGGCCAAAAUGUCAGCUUGAGUUGCCACGCGGACAGCUAUACCUAUGAGAACCUUCAAUGGUAUCGCCUGAACCUCCUGACCCUGGAUGAUGCAGAAGGAAACCCACUUAUGCUGGACUGUAAAAACAUUCAUCAGUAUGCAGCCAAAAUACAGGGAGAGCUCCAGCACAAAUCAGGCUCUAAUAGUGCCGUCCUGGUCCUCAACAUUCCAAAUAUUUCCCUGGAUGAUGAAGGGGACUAUGUGUGCGAAGUGCAGAAUCGCAAGACCCAAGAGAAGCACUGCCACAAAAAGUAUAUCUCCGUACUGGCACAAGAAGCCCCGCAUCUGAGACAGGACCUGACUGACAAGAUGGUGAACGUGAGUGAUUCCAUGGUGAUGCACUGUAGAGCUGAUGGAACCCCAAGUCCCAACAUCCUUUGGUACAAGGACAACAAGCUUGUUGAAGAGGUCUCAGGCAUUGUUCUAGAAGAGCUGAACCAGACGCUGAGCAUCCAACGAGUCAGAGAGGAGGAUGCCGGGUUGUAUCUUUGCAGAGCCUGUAAUGGAAAGGGUUGCGUGAACUCUUCAGCUAGUGUGUCAGUGGAAGGAAUGGAUGACAAAACAAAUGUCGAGAUUGUCAUACUCAUUGGAACUGGUGUCAUUGCUGUUUUCUUCUGGAUCCUACUUAUUCUUAUAUUCUGCAACAUCAAAAGGCCUAACCACAGUGAAAUAAAGACUGGAUAUCUAUCAAUCAUCAUGGACCCUGGUGAGGUACCUCUUGAGGACCAGUGUGAAUAUCUCCCGUAUGACUCCUCCAAGUGGGAGUUUCCAAGAGACAGACUAAGGCUCGGCAAAGUGCUGGGUCAUGGAGCAUUCGGUAAAGUGGUAGAAGCUGCAGCUUUCGGAAUAAGUAAAUCCAGCAGCUGUGAGACGGUGGCAGUAAAAAUGUUAAAAGAGGGAGCCACCGCCAGCGAACAUAAGGCAUUGAUGUCUGAGCUGAAAAUACUCAUUCACAUUGGACACCACCUCAAUGUAGUAAACCUCUUAGGGGCAUGUACCAAGUCCAAUGGACCCCUGAUGGUUAUUGUGGAAUUCUGCAAAUAUGGAAACCUUUCAAACUAUCUGCGGACCAAACGAGAUGGAUUUAUUCCUUACCGGGAAAGAUCACCUCGGGCUCAGAGUCAGGUUCGCUCACUGGUCGAGGCAGUAAUAGCAGAUCGGAGGAGCCGAGAAGGGUUGAAUGAAGGAGUUGUGUUCAAUAAGCUGAUGACAACCAAGAACCAGAGAACACCAGAAUUGAAAGAUUUGUGGCAGAGCCCUUUAACGAUGGAAGAUCUCAUCUGCUACAGCUUUCAGGUGGCUCGAGGAAUGGAAUUCUUGUCUUCCAGGAAGUGCAUUCACAGAGACCUGGCUGCAAGGAACAUUCUACUGUCAGAGAACAAUGUUGUGAAAAUCUGUGAUUUUGGGCUGGCCAGAGACAUUUAUAAAGACCCGGAUUACGUCAGAAAAGGCAGUGCCCGUUUGCCACUGAAGUGGAUGGCACCAGAAAGCAUUUUUGACAAAGUCUACACCACCCAGAGCGAUGUUUGGUCAUUUGGGGUACUGCUUUGGGAAAUCUUUUCACUUGGAGCAUCACCUUACCCUGGGGUUCAGAUCAAUGAGGAGUUUUGCCAGCGCUUGAAAGACGGGACACGCAUGAGGGCUCCAGAAUAUGCUACAACGGAAAUUUAUCGCAUUAUGCUGAGCUGCUGGCAUGGAGAUCCCAAGGAGAGGCCGACCUUCACAGAUCUGGUGGAGAUACUAGGAGAUCUUCUGCAGGAGAAUGUGCAACAGGAAGGAAAAGACUAUAUCCCUCUGAAUGACUCCCAGAGUUCUGAGGACAUGGAGUUCUCCCAAACAGCUAUCUGCCCGCAGCACAACUCAGAUGAGGAAGAAUGUGGCAUGAGGCUGCACUGUCAUGAUAUGGCUGUAAGAUACUAUAAUUGUGUUUCAUUUCCCGGCUGCUUCACUGGUGGAAACCAGAUUCGCUGCCCAUCAAGACUGAAGACCUUCGAAGAGUUUUCUAUGGCACACGUGUCAUAUAAAAAUCACCCGGACAAUCAGACAGACAGUGGUAUGGUACUGGCAUCAGAAGAACUGGAGAGGAUAGAAAACAGACACAGGACAGAGGAACAAUUCAGCAGUAAAGGUUCCCGUCGGAAUAAGGAGCUGACACCAGCACACUCCUCGCCUCAACAAAGGAGUCAGUCAUCAUACGCGCCGUGCACCGGAGGCCAGACGUUUUACAACAGUGAAUAUGGAGAGUUAUCAGAACACUCAGAGGGGGACAGCUACACACCUCCUGCGGGGUGCACCGUACCAGGUCUCAACCAUGAUUCCUUCUUCUCUGAUGAAAACUGAGGAUACUGCUGAUGGGAAAAAAGGCUUACGCAACUCCACAGCAACAUAUACUCCUACGGUUUAACA